This is a messenger RNA of Xyrauchen texanus (razorback sucker), 4190 nucleotides long. Its product is annotated as replication factor C subunit 1-like. Gene Ontology annotation, molecular function: DNA clamp unloader activity; ATP binding; DNA binding. Gene Ontology annotation, biological process: DNA repair; DNA replication. Bases 174 to 3548 code for a protein of 1124 amino acids. Gene Ontology annotation, cellular component: nucleus; DNA replication factor C complex. The transcript is spliced from 24 exons. The record is from RefSeq and is a predicted model, not a curated record. NCBI's taxonomy places the organism in Eukaryota, Metazoa, Chordata, Actinopteri, Cypriniformes, Catostomidae.
AUUUGGAAUAUCAACCCACUGUAAACAAGAGAUAGGAAGUCAUGAAUAUUUAAUUAGGGGUCACAGAGACGUCAUCACGCCGCGUCUGAACUGAGUAUCAUUGGCGCCAAAGAAGACUGCGGACUGUUCCAAUCUGUCCAAAAUAAAGAAAAGAUAUUGACACAUGCUUAAAAAUGGACAUCCGGAGGUUUUUUGCUCCCACCAAACCAGCGGCUCCCAAAUCUUCAAACGGAAGCACCAGCACUGAUGAAGUGACUAAGAAGAAACAGAAAUCAAAACCAGUCAAAAGUCCCAAAUCUGACGAGAAACCUACUGGAAAAAGAAAGAAAAGAGUCAUAAUUGAUUCAGACUCUGAGGAAGAGAAGAAGACCAAGAAGAGCACUAAAGAGACCGCUGCCCCCACGGAGAAGAAACACCCAGUGACUUAUGUGUCUGAUUCUGAUUCAGAUGAAACAUUUGUGACUCUGAAAAAGUCCUCCAAACCCAGAGAAAAUGGAACAGUUAAAGGCAAGAAGGCAUCAGACUCGGGCAAAACAAAAGAGGUGAAAACGUCCUCCAGUAAAUCUCCAACCAAAUCUCCGACCACAGCUGUGAAGGGAGGGACGAAGAGCUCUCAUUCCAUCACCUCCCCAAAGACAGCACCAACCCCACCCAAAAAGACACCCACCUCAGUAAUGGACUUUUUCGGGAGCUCCAGUGUUCAGAGAUCGGACAAGAAAAUGGUUGCUAGUACCAGCAUCAAGAGGAAGGCAGUAACCGAGGAGUCGUUCAGUGAUGAAGGCGUUGCAAGAGAACUUCAGAUGGAUGAAGACAUGGAGAUGGAGAAGCAGAUCCAUGACGAUGCGGAAUUUGCAAGAACAUUAGCCAUGCUCGAUGAAGCUCCCUUGGCGAAAAAGGCCCGUGUAGACCCGGUUUCCCCCUCUCAGGCAAAAACCUUAGAGACCAAGCCCAAGCUAAAGGAGCCUUCCCCUAAAACAAGCCCCGUCAAGACUAGCUCCAAACUGGCUCAGAUGAAAAGACAACAGGAACAAAUGAACGAGGAAAGGAAGAAACUAGUAAGGGGUGAAAAGCAGAUUAAGAUCUCUCCAAAGAAGGAGCCCAUUUCAUCUAAUUACUCGGAGCGGGCAGCCACGCCCAAAACAGGAAGAUCUUCAACACCUAAAAGUGACGGUGCACCCAUUAAAACGUCACCAACAAAACCAGAGAAUAUAAGUCCUGAGGACAUAGAAAAGAAACAUGCAAAUACAUCAGCGUACCGUAACUAUCUGAACAGAGAAGGGCCACGAGCACUGGGGUCGAAAGAGAUACCACAGGGAGCAGAGAACUGUCUGGAGGGGUGUGCAUUUGUGUUGACUGGUGUGUUAGAGUCUUUGGAGAGGGAUGACGCGAAGUCACUGAUAGAGCGAUACGGCGGGAAAGUCACAGGAAACAUCAGCCGCAAAACCACUUAUCUUGUUCUGGGACGAGACAGCGGAGCCUCAAAGACUGAGAAGGCGGAGAGUAUUGGCACUAAGAUUAUUACAGAAGAUGACUUGUUGGAUCUUAUAAGAACCAAACCAGGCAAAAAGUCCAAAUAUGAGAUUGCAGCCGAAGCAGAGUGUAAAUCAGCUAAAACAAGGACCACAAACUCUGGAGGCAAAUCCACUUCUCUGGCCAAAAAGGCCUCACCACAAGGACCCAGCCCCAACAAGAGAAGCCCUUUUGUGGGGAAGUCUAAGCCUGGCUCUGCUGCUACCUCUGGAUCACCUGGAGCUUCUCGAUCAAGUUCAGACGUCAAAAAGAGUUUAAGCUUUGAUCAGACCAAGACAACAUCUACCCCAGACAAUGACGGGAGCAGCCUGUUGUGGGUGGACAAGUACCGGCCCCGCAGUCUAAAGAAUCUGAUUGGGCAACAAGGGGAUCUGAGUUGUGCCAAUAAACUUCUGCGUUGGUUACAAAACUGGCAUAAAAAUCACAGCGGCAAUGCAAAAGCACCAGCUAAGUUUGGUAAGUUUGGGAGUAAAGAUGAUGGAUCUGGAUUUAAGGCGGCGUUGUUAUCCGGGCCUCCUGGUGUUGGGAAGACCACUACUGCUGCUCUCGUCUGUGAGGAGUUGGGUUACAGCUACGUGGAGAUGAAUGCGAGCUGCACCCGCAGUAAGAACAGUUUAAAAGAAGUGAUUGCAGAAUCACUCAACAACACCAGCAUUAAGAACUUCUAUACUGGUGCAUCUCAGACUGUGAGCAAUAAACACGUCCUUAUAAUGGACGAGGUGGAUGGGAUGGCAGGAAAUGAAGACAGAGGAGGAAUUCAGGAGAUGAUCGGUCUAAUAAAGCAGUCAAAGAUUCCCAUCGUCUGCAUGUGCAAUGACCGCAAUCAUCAGAAGAUCCGCUCGUUGGCCAACUACUGCUACGACCUGCGAUUCCAGAGACCCCGUGUUGAGCAGAUCAAGGCGGCUGUGAUGUCUAUAGCUUUCAAAGAGGGUCUGAAGAUCCCACCCCCAGCACUGAAUGAAGUCAUCUUGGCAUCCAAUCAGGAUAUUCGACAGGUGCUGCAUAAUCUGAGCAUGUGGUCUGCUAAAGACAAAGUCAUGACCUAUGACCAAGCCAAAGCUGAUGCUAACAAUGCUAAGAAGGACAUGAAACUGGGUCCGUUUGAUGUGUGCCGGAAGGUGUUUGCCUCGGGAGAGGAAACUGCCCACAUGUCUUUGAUUGACAAGUCAGACCUUUUCUUCCACGACUACUCCUUAGCACCACUGUUUGUACAAGAGAACUACAUACAUGUCCGACCAGCCGCAGCAGGGGGAAAUCUGAAGAAUCAUUUGGUGUUGUUGAGUAAAGCAGCAGACAGCAUUUGUGAUGGUGAUUUAGUAGACAAACAGAUCCGCUCCAGACAGACCUGGUCUUUGCUUCCCACACAGGCGAUCUAUGCGAGCGUGUUGCCUGGGGAACUGAUGCGAGGUUAUAUGAGUCAGUUUCCAACCUUUCCCAGCUGGUUGGGCAAAUUCUCAUCAGCUGGCAAACACAGCCGCAUCAUACAGGAGCUCGCUUCACACAUGAGUCUAAAGACGUUAAGCAGUAAGGAAUCAAUAAAUCUGGAUUACCUGCCAUAUUUGCAUUCAGCAAUAUUGGAGCCUCUUCAGUCCCAUGGUGCAGAGGGAGCCAGUCAGAGUGUUACGCUUAUGGACAGUUAUAACAUCAUCAAAGAGGAUGUUGAUAACAUGAUGGAGAUCAUUACAUGGGGCGGACAGCCAGAUCCUUACUCUAAACUAGACUCCAAGGUGAAAGCUGCUUUUACACGAGCAUACAAUAAGGAGUCCCAUCUAACUCCAUACUCCUUACACGUGGUUAAGAAAAGCCGUAAAGGUGCCGUUGACCCUGAGCUUGUUGGAGACCUUGACAAUGAAUCUCAGCCCCAGGAAGAGGAGGAAGAGGACGGGCUUACCACAGAUGCCAUGAUCAAGCAGAAGAAAGCCAAACCAGCAAAAGAGCCCAAGCAGGCGAAAGCCGGGGAUUCUGGGAAGGGAAAAGGCAAGGGUAAAGGAAAAGGAAAAGAACAGAGAUUGAGAUAAACAUGAGGAUGGAGAAAGAGACAGAAGCCCCUCCUCUCUCUGUUUUCAUUAAGAUGUGAGUGGGUGAAGUAGGGAUGACAUCAGCUCUAUAAACAGAACGUUUGGUCUGUGACUCAUACUUGUGCACUUCCUGAAAACCAUCACUCAAUUUAAGCUGCUUUCAGCAGAGUGGACACUGCAGGGACCAGGAGCAGGGGGUGGACCACACACUUCACAAAAUAUAUAGUUCACUAUUCAUCAGACUUAUCACAUGCAUCAUACUGUUAACACUUGGAUUUAAUGGUAUAUUUAUCUGAAAGGUAUACAUUAUUAAAGGUCACUUCAUUUCAUCUCACUCUUGCAUCAUGAUAACAAAAUAUGAGUGUUGAAAUAUAUUCGCUCCUCUUGUUUUCAAACACAAAGUCAUACUUGCCCACUUUUCUUUUUGGAUGCCAGCUCAGUGGCCACACAAGAGCAAAAUGUAUAUAUCUUUCUGCCAUAUUAGCGUUUGUAUAUCCAAAUAAUCUCCCUUUCCUAGUGUUACAGAUUUUCUAAGAAUUGCAGUAAUUUUGAAUACAGACUGAUAGUGUGUAUUAUAAACCUGAAGAUUACUCUGUUAAUGACAACUGUGUUCGAUUUAAUAAUUAAAAUGAGGAUUAAGUC